CCGGCCCAGCGUCUUUGUGUGGUCGCAUGCGGCUGUUCCCGUCACCAGGCUCACCCAAACACAAGCUCUAACCCUCAUUUCUCUAAUGUUGCCACGAUUUAACGGAUAGAAUCUACUUCCUUGGCGAGAUAAGAGACUAAUUAACAUCCAAGCGCAUAUCCUGCGGAGUUGCAAUAGCGUAAUCAGUGUGCACAGACUUAGUUCCAGACCGGCGUUGAUCAGCUGAUCUGACAGAGAACAGCGGCGGCGUUGGUGGUGGAGUUAUACUGGCACAGUCAUGGAAAACCAGCCAUAAUUUCAACGUCUCGGGUUUCAUCGUUCUAGUAUGCAGUGAUUGAUGUCUGCUCCACCCACUGGUGCCCUCGGGUCUGACUCUGUCCCCGUGUCUCCCCCUCUUCCCCCCAUUACAACUGGUCCCCAAACCCCAACAACCUCUCCAGUUCCCUCAACUGGUUCUGCCCCCAUCACGCAGAGUUCCAGUGGCACCACACGGCAGUCCAAUUCUUCACGGUCCUCAGUUGUAAGCGAGGCACGUUCAUCCAACCCCAAGAUGUCAAAGGCACUCAGUACAAGUGCUAAAAGGAUACAAAAGGAACUAGCAGAGAUAACAUUGGACCCUCCACCCAACUGCAGUGCUGGACCUAAGGGGGACAAUCUAUACGAGUGGGUCUCCACUAUCCUGGGACCCCCUGGCUCUGUUUAUGAAGGGGGUGUCUUCUUUCUCGACAUUCACUUUUCGGCAGAGUAUCCAUUUAAGCCACCUAAGGUUUUGUUCCGGACUCGAAUCUAUCACUGCAAUAUAAACUCUCAAGGUGUGAUUUGCCUGGAUAUUCUCAAGGACAAUUGGUCACCUGCACUCACCAUCUCAAAGGUCCUUCUCUCCAUCUGCUCCUUACUGACUGACUGCAACCCAGCGGAUCCACUGGUAGGGAGCAUUGCCACUCAGUUCCUCCAGAACCGAGAAGAACACGACAGAAUUGCUCGGCUCUGGACCAAACGAUAUGCUACGUGAUCACUUGUCUCUAAUGUCAACAGGGUAUUAAAACAUCUCUUGCACCAUGCCAUUUUGUGUUUUAGCCUGACUGAGGAAAUUGAAAUUUAAUUAAUUAUUUAUGUAGGUGUACCGAUGUAUUAUUCAGAGGAUUAGCUGGAGAUAGAAAUUCUGAAAAAUUUUUAUGGCAUGGUGGAAAAGAUUGUGGUCAUCGUUCAUUACCUCAUUUUCCAAUAUUUCCAUGCUUUGUCAAGCUCACUCGUGUUUUGUUUCUGUAUCAAUAUGGUAUUGAUGGAACUGAAUCUUUUCAUUGAUUCACAGACAUUUGUUUUUAUUUAUUUGUUUUUUGUUUGGUUACUCAUGACAGUAUUUUGAGGACAACAUUAUUCAUCCUAGUAUAAUUUGGCACAAUUCACAUUAGUGGCAGUGCACUGUCUCCAUCUGAACUUGCCACAUAGCUGCCUCUUGUAGAUAGCUUCCAGUCUGUCUAUAGUAACAGUGCCACUAGUCUACUAGCAGUUGCCACUAGUCUAUUUGCAGUGUUACCCAAUUGAUGUUUCAGCCUUCAGAGAAAGUGCUCUUUCCCCAAGGUUUUGUAAGGGAGCAGUGCUCUUUUCUCAUUGUUUGGGGGGAGCAGAUGCUGCCUCACAAUUUUGAGGGAGGAAAUGGUGUGUUCAUUGUUGACAUUUAUGCUGCUCCCACAGGGUAAAUUGAGCCUGCAAAUUCUGUCAACAUAACAUUGUGAGGGACCCCCUUUUAUUCCCACACUUAUGAGGAAUCAUAUGGGCCCCUAAAGUGUUGUAACGAUUUGGUGUAAUUACAAGUGUCAUGAGAGAUCCCUACAGUACUUUGAAGGAUGAAAUCUUGCCUCUGGUGCUGUGAAGCAUCAGAAGUUAUUCCUAUAGUUCUGUGAGGGAUGAAGUGCUACUCCUCAUGUGAGAGAGAGCAAGUUCCAUGCACUGUGUGUUAUGAGGGAUUAAUUGCCAUCAGAUUAUGAGUGAGGUGUCAGAAAUACUCUUACAAAAAAUUACAAGGCAAUGAGCACUGUGCCCAGUGUUUUGGAUUUAUUAUAAUUUUGCUUUAGAUAAAUUUAUUAACAAAAUGUGUGUUAAAUUAGGUGGAAUGUAUUGUAACAAGAAUAUUCAUUAUGUUUAAAUUGACAGAUGAAUGUUCAGUGGGUCAAUGUGUAACAGAGGCAUUAUUUGUAUCAAAACAUUGUUAAUUGAAAUGUUGAAGGAUUAGUCAACCUGGAACAUAUUCAUAUGGAACAUCACUAGACAUAAGAAUAACCAUAAGUCAUUUUGAUUUUAGGGUUGAUAAUGAGAAAAUUUCCAUCUCUGGAUUUGUUGUUUCCAUGUGGACUGUGUGUUUGAGCUGCCUCAUGUAACAUCACUGAAUCUUCUCUGGCUGUGAGUUAGCAAUGAAUGUGAGUGAAGUGAGAGAUGGAGUUGCUGAGAAUUUCUUCACUUUCAUGUAUUUUGUUUAAGUUGCUCAGUGAUGUAACUUGGCCAAAUGAGUUUAGCUUUUACUGUUGCUUUGUGAACUGGAGAACUUAAUUUUCAGAAUGUCCCCUUUGUCAUGCAACAAUACCUCAUUAUUUUGCCAUUAUAUGUGUUCUGUGUAGACAUGUAGCGAACUCUAUAAUUAAAGGAAAUGCACAAUG
Messenger RNA from Homarus americanus (American lobster), 2654 nucleotides. Its product is annotated as ubiquitin-conjugating enzyme E2 E1-like. Gene Ontology annotation, cellular component: nucleus. Gene Ontology annotation, molecular function: ubiquitin conjugating enzyme activity. The record is from RefSeq and is a predicted model, not a curated record. Gene Ontology annotation, biological process: protein polyubiquitination. The coding region runs from base 338 to 1012 and encodes 224 amino acids. NCBI's taxonomy places the organism in Eukaryota, Metazoa, Arthropoda, Malacostraca, Decapoda, Nephropidae. The transcript is spliced from 5 exons.